Molecule: messenger RNA, 2802 nt
Organism: Diversispora eburnea
Lineage: Eukaryota; Fungi; Glomeromycota; Glomeromycetes; Diversisporales; Diversisporaceae
Source: the annotation of a GenBank genome assembly
AUGACAAAUAUGAAUAAUCGUGACGUUAAAAAUCCCUUUCUAUUUGAAAUUGCUUGGGAAGUCGUAAACAAAGUUGGAGGAAUUUAUACUGUCAUAAAAUCAAAAACUCCUGUCACAGUUCAUGAAUAUGGUGAUAGGUAUUGUUUAAUAGGUCCAUUGGUCUAUAAAACUGCUGCUGCCGAAGUAGAGCCCGAAGAAAUUACAAAUUGGUGUAUAAAAGAAAUCCUUGAUGACAUGUCUUCUCAAGGAAUUAAAUGGAUGUACGGAAGGUGGUUAAUUGAAGGUUCUCCUCGUGUUUUAUUGCUCGACCCUGGUUCUAUCUCUGAUAGAUUAGAUUCUUGGAAAGCUGAUUUAUGGAAUGUGACUGGAAUUCCUUCUCCACCAAACGAUACUGAAACAAAUGAUUCCAUCCUUUUUGGUUAUCUUGUCGCUUGGUUCUUAAAUGAUUUCGUUAGAAAAGAAAGAAGCAAAGCUGUAAUAGCCCAUUUUCAUGAAUGGAUGUCAAGUAUCGCAAUUCCCCUCAUGCGCAAAAGACGAACAGAUCUGACCACAAUUUUCACCACUCAUGCCACAUUACUUGGACGAUAUUUAUGUGCUGGUUCAGUAGAUUUUUAUAAUAAUAUUGAUAAAUUCCAAGUUGAUGAGGAGGCAGGAAAACGUGGAAUAUAUCAUCGUUAUUGUAUAGAACGUGCCGCAUCACAUUGUUGUGAUGUUUUUACUACUGUAAGUCAAAUCACAGCAUAUGAGGCAGAACAUUUGUUAAGACGAAAACCAGAUGGUGUUCUUCCAAAUGGUUUGAAUGUAGUCAAAUUUUCUGCUAUGCAUGAAUUCCAAAAUUUACAUGCCAGGAAUAAGGAAAAAAUCCACAACUUUGUGAGAGGACAUUUUUAUGGUCAUUAUGAUUUCGAUUUGGAUAAUACUCUGUAUUUCUUCACGGCCGGUCGUUAUGAAUACAGAAAUAAAGGCGUAGAUAUGUUCGUAGAGUCGUUGUCCCGUCUUAACACACGCUUAAAACAAAGCAAUUCUUCAGUGACUGUUGUUGCUUUUGUUAUUAUGCCUGCAGCGACACAAUCAUUCGCUGUUGAAGCUUUGAAAGGACAAGCUGUCACAAAACAACUUCAAGAAACAGUAAAAGAUAUUACUGAUAGAAUUGGUCAACGUAUCUUUGAGAAAGCUGCACGAUAUGCAGGUGGUGAUAUUCAAAAUGCGGUUAUUGAUCCAUCUGAAUUACUCACCAAUGAAGAAAAAGUAUUAUUGAAACGUCGAGUUAUUGCACUUAAACGUGGAACACUUCCACCAAUAGUCACACAUAAUAUGAUAGACGAUGCAACAGAUCCAGUCCUAAUGCAACUGCGUCGACUACAAUUAUUUAAUCACCCUUCAGAUAGAGUUAAAGUUAUCUUUCACCCCGAAUUCUUAUCUUCAAAUAAUCCAUUAAUUGGAUUGGAUUAUGAAGAAUUCGUUCGUGCAUGUCAUCUUGGUGUGUUCCCAAGUUAUUAUGAACCAUGGGGGUAUACACCAGCAGAGUGUACAGUAAUGGGUGUACCAUCAAUCACGACAAAUUUAUCGGGUUUUGGAUGUUAUAUGGAUGAAACAAUCGAAAAUUCAUCAGAUUAUGGUAUUUACAUCGUAGAUCGUAGAAUGAAAAGUGUUGAAGAAUCAGUACAACAAUUAGCAAAUUACAUGUUAGAAUUUUGUCAAAAAUCUCGGCGUCAACGAAUUAAUCAACGAAAUCGUACUGAAAGAUUAUCUGAUUUGUUGGAUUGGAAAAUAAUGGGAAUGGAAUAUGUAAGAGCAAGAAGGUUGGCAUUACAUCGAGCGUACCCUGAUUCAUUCGUUGGAGAACCGGAUAAUGAAUUCGAAAAUCCAAAAGGAAGAAUUCCACGCCCAUUUUCAGUGCCUGGGUCCCCUAGAAUAAAGGGAAGUAAUGGUUUCGAUGAUUUGGCGGAACAAAUGGAGGAUUUGGUUGGACUUUAUUUCCGCACCACGAGAACAUUUUUCUUACCAUUCCUUCCUAUAGCUGCUUGGUUAAUAUUAUUUUAUUCAUGUAGAUUUAUACCAGGUUCGAGUAGACCACAUAUAUAUGUAUCAGUAUUACCAGCAUUAGAAAAUAUUUUAUAUGGAGAUAAUUUAUCAGCUAUUAUAGCAACAAAUACAAAUCUUCUUAAAGAUGUAUUAGCUUGGUUACCAUAUGGAGUAUUUCACUUUAUGUUACCAUUUUUAACCAGUCUUGGACUUUGGUGGUUUGGUCCUCCUGGAAUAUUGGCAGUAUUUUCAAGGGCAUUUGGAUAUAUGAAUAUAGCUGGAGUAUUAACUCAAUUGGCAUUUCCAUGUUCACCUCCAUGGUACGAAUACGUACACGGUAUAGAUACUCCAGCUUCUUAUUCAAUGCAAGGUGAUCCGGGAGGAUUAGCUCGAAUUGAUGAAUUAUUUAAUUCAAAUACUUAUUCAUUAGUAUUUGGAGGCUCACCCAUGGUAUUUGGAGCAUUUCCUUCAUUACAUUCAGGUUGUGCUAUAAUUCAAGCACUCUUUAUUUCUCAUUUAUUACCCAAAACUCGACCAAUUUGGUUUGCUUAUGUGUUAUGGAUUUGGUGGGCUUGUAUGUAUUUAACUCAUCAUUACAUGGUAGAUUUAGUAGGUGGAGGAAUUUACGCAUUCGUAACAUUCUGGAUUUCUUGGAAAAUUGAAAUUGCAAGUAGUACUCUUUGUGAAGAAGAUUUAGAUUUAGUUAAUAAUAAUAAUAAGAGUAAUAGUAGUAAUAGUAAUAGUUCAAGUAUAGAAAAUAUUAUUAUUAUUAAAUAA